UGUUACCGUCGCCAUUUGCUGUUUCAUUUCUGCGCUUUACAUUGCUUUACAUUCCAGUGAUUGUAACAAGAAAUAUCAGCAAACGAGAGACAUGUCCUCUGCGAGUGGAGACGAGGCCGAUAUCGCGUUGGCCGAACCGGUGAGGCGCACCAGAUCGGGUCGAACACGUAAAACAACCGUGGUGGCCAAAAAAGGAAGAAACUCCUCGCCCGUGAAGAAACUCCUCGCCAGGGCCCCGCGUUCCCCGAAGAACGUCCCCGAGAUCGAGGAGACUGAGGAAGAAACAUCUAUAUUAGAAAGUAGCAUAGUGGAAAAUAUGGCUGAGAACGGAGUUCAACGGUUAACAGAUAUUAAUGAGCAUCAUGAUGAAGAAGACACUCCUGUGUUACGCUUGGAGCUGGAAGAUUCUGAAAACACUAAUAUACAUGAGUUAAAUAUUGGUCAAAGUGAAGAGAUCGAGCAAAAUGUAGAAGAAAUGGAACAUUCCAAUAUCAGAUCAGAAGGUAUGAUAGUGAAAAAAAGUAGUAUGGAUAAAGUGGAAACGCUAGUCGAGCAUAGUCCGAUUGAGGUAGAAGAGCAAGAUAUUAGCAAUGAUGAUUCUAAUCAGCAACGUGAGCUUAUUAAAUUUCAAGAAGUGAUUAAUGAAGACGGCACUACAAUGACAUAUGAGAUAUUAGAAUCAGAAGAAGUUGAAACAGAAAGUAUUCCCGCGCACGCCGCAACCGGAAUUGAAGUCAUGGAAAUUGACAAUUCACAACAAGGAAUGUCGGUAGUCAUGGAUACAGUGAUAGGCAAGGUAGAAACUGAUAUAGAAGUAUCACAGAGCGGUGAUUCUGUGCCUCGUAUAGAGAUAACCGAGACGAACGAGAACGAGGUGGAAUCUGCGAACGAGAACGAGAUGGAAUCUGCGACCGAGGAAGACGUGAAGAAAAUCGAACCAGAUACGGAGGCUGUGUCGGAGGAUGAGUUGCCGAAUGAAGCCGCUAAGGAACCCGAAACUGAGGCAGUGUCUGAUGAGGAGUUGCCGGCCGCUGCUCCAGCGGAUUUGGGUGAAACUGAAUCCGUGUCCGAAGAUGAGUUACCACUGGAGAGCGAAAAGAAGCGGAAAGGUGUAACGAAAUCGAUGAGCAAAACGCCAGAUAAGAAGACUAAAUCGGAGAGCGGUAACAAACGCAAGUUAAACGCCGAAGGGGAAUACGAUCCUAGCUCUCCGACGUCCGAAAACAAUGAUGAGACACCCGCCAAGAAAGCUGCGUUGUCCACCGAACCAGAUGCAGCGGAGAAGCAAGAGACCAAACCAGCAUCACCCAAAAAGAAAACCUUGCCCGAACUAGAAAAAUAUUGGAAGGCCGUUAAUGAAGAUCCGUCCGACUUUACGGGUUGGACGUAUCUCUUACAGUACGUUGAUCAAGAAAACGACGCAGAAGCCGCACGCGAAGCUUACACCAAAUUCUUGGAGCGUUAUCCAUAUUGCUACGGCUACUGGAGAAAGUUCGCCGAUUACGAGAAGAAGAAAGGGAACCCCGAAAAUGUCCAAACGGUGUUCGAUCAAGGUCUGAAAGCUAUUUCGCUAAGCGUCGAUCUGUGGCUCCAUUACAUCAACCACUGUAAAACCGUCUAUGAAAAGGACGAGGAGAAGCUCCGGGAGCAGUACGAGAGAGCUAUACAAGCUUGUGGGCUUGAGUUCAGGUCAGAUCGUCUCUGGGAGAGCUACAUAAAAUGGGAACAGGAGGCGAAGCGCUUCAGCAGAGUGACGGCAUUGUACGAUCGCUUGCUCUCGACGCCUACGCUCGCCUACACUUCCCACUUCGACAACUUCCAGACUUUUGUCGAUAAUAACUUGCCAAAUCGUAUCUUGAGCGUGGACGAUUUCCUCGCGUUACGCGCCGAGGUAAAAGCCCUUCUCAAGUCGGACGACACCACUGCAACGUCUGCUUCCGAUGAUGCCCCGCCUGGUGAGGAACCGCCGCCCCAUGAAGUACCGCCGACCGAUGAGGAGACGCGUGCUAUUAGGGAGAAGAUCAUCAGCAGCAGACGCAAAAUGCACAAAGCGAACGUCAACGCGGUGGCCGCGCGAUGGUCGUACGAGGAGGGAAUAAAGAGGCCAUACUUCCAUGUGAAACCACUGGAGCGGUGUCAAUUGAAGAAUUGGAAGGAAUACCUUGAUUUCGAGAUCGAGCAGAAGGAUCAAAAUCGUAUUAUCAUCUUGUUCGAGAGAUGUCUCAUAGCUUGCGCGCUUUACGACGAAUUUUGGAUGCGAUUUGUGCGUUACCUGGAGUCGUUGAAGGGAGAUAAUACAGAAAAAAUCCGAGACGUGUACUCAAGAGCCUGUAUGGUGCACCACCCGAAAAAACCAAACUUGCACCUGCAGUGGGCUAUCUUUGAGGAAGGUCAGGAUAACUUUGAGAAGGCCGCCGCCAUAUUAGAGAAUAUUGACAGUGUGUUGCCAAAUAUGCUGCAAGUGGCAUACCGACGAAUAAACUUGGAACGUCGUCGCAACGAUUUAGAUAAAGCUUGUAUACUGUACGAAAAUUAUAUUAGCAAUAGCAAAAAUAGGACUAUUGCUAACAAUAUUGCUGUAAAAUAUGCACGUUUCCUCUGUAAAGUCAAGAAUGAUGUUGACAAGGCGAUUAAGGUGUUGAUGAAGGCUACAGACAAAGAUAAAGACAAUCCCAGAUUAUAUCUGCAAUUGAUAGAUUUAGGUAUGCAGCGGACGCCAGUCGACACCCAAGAAAUAGUAGGCUACAUGGACAUGUUCAUAGAGAGGGAACAUGCGGACCUCGAACAGAGAGUGUUAUUUGCGCAACGCAAGGUUGAGUUCCUAGAGGACUUUAGCCCAGACAUUCGGCAAGUGCUGAAAGCUCACGAACAGUUCCAGAAAUGUAUUAAGCAAGCAAAGGAGCGGAAGAAGGCAAAGGGUGAUGAUAACAAAACUGAUUCCUCGCCUCCGAAGAAAGUGAAGACCGACCAGUCAAACGUGCCACCUCCGCCGUCCGUGGGAUCACAGUCUUCGUACCAGUAUAGCAGCAGCCCCAGCGGACCUUACCAAUCGCAGCAGCAGUUUCAGGGCGGUCAGUAUGGCGGUCAGGGUGGCUAUCAGCAAGGUUACCAGCAAUAUCCUCCGCCGUCAGAUCCUAAUUAUGCUAACUACCAAAAUUGGCAGUACGGCCAAGGUGGACCGCAAGCUUACGGACCUUACAAUCAGUGGGGAUCUUACAAUUAUUACUGAACGAUUACACAAUCGUUCCCCAAGAUCGACUACACAUGUUAAUUUUUGUCCAUUGUACAUUCUCUAGCGUUUUAUUCUGCCGAUUUCGAUGUCAUCGGAUGGAGGAGUUAAUAAGUUUAAGUAUUCGAAUGACACCUCGAUAUCCUGACAUUGAGAGCUUAUGUGUGUCGACCGUUGACGACGGUCCCUUUCUGUGUCGAUAUCUAAGGCUGUGUUCCGUACUCGCUGACAGUGUCGGUUCGAUAAAUUAUUGCUCAGCUAUGAUAUAAUUAUAUCACUUUACAAUUUUAUGAUAUGAUCAUAUCUAUGUAAUACGCGACAUGCACCGAAUCGACGGUUUAUUGGUAAGCGUGUACGGAAUGGCGGCCCUGAUGUACUGCAUGAAUAUAUAACCGCGUGUACCGAACAAACUGUGUACCGUUAGCAGAACUUGCUCUUUAUUUUGUUCGUUACAUGCACAUCACUGUAUAUUUCCUUUAAACAAGAUUGUCAACUUGAAGAUUGCAUCUUCGCGAUAGUAAUUUUCCCGUAAACGAAAGAAAAAAGUUAGAGCGAUUUGUUUGUAACACCAAAGAGAGAUUGGGAUCGACAAUGUUACAUCAAGUAAAAGUGUCCAUUCUUUAUGGAAAAAAUAAAAAUAAAUAAAAAUGAGUGGAAUCCUGCUACUGGUAUACAGAGAUUUUUUAGGAUCCUAUAUGUGUUCACUUCGAAACGUUACGAUGGAUGUGACUGUGAAUUCGUCACACAUCACUUCUACAAUUAAGAGUGGGGUUAAGUACAUUUUAGAAGAGCACAGUCCUGGCACAAUAAAUAGUCUUAAGCCUAUUUAAAGCUUAAGGCCUAUUAAUUCUAAACCUUGAAUAGCCUUAAAACUAAUUUUAAAUAUAUCUUUUCGUUUUUGAUGACAUUGUUAUGUAUUUUAGAAAAACAAUUUUGUUGAAACUAUUUUCUGCUAGUUUGUGUAUUAAUACUAGUAUGUCCUUUCUUUUGAAGUAAAAUACUAAUUACAUUUUGCAAUUAUUUCACUUAGUGUUUGAUCGCAAAAAAUUCUUUUAUAGAUAUAAUAAAAAAAUAUAUAUACGAAAAAAUUCACGAUUUUUGAAAAUAAUAGUAAUUUUAGUGAAAUGAUAUACUAGCUGUUAAAAAUUGAGCGAUAUUCGUGAAUAUACGUAUUGUACUUAAUCCUAUCUCUAUAUCCUCACGACCAUUAUAAUAAAUUAUAGAUUCCGUAAUAACUGUUGCAUAAUAUACACACAAUUCAAGAACUUGCUGUAACUUACGAUGUAUCGUAUCGCGCGUGUUGCAAGCGCAUUACAAAUACUAUAUAGGGCACUUUCAAAAUUGUACAAACUGCUGUCAACAUUGUUACUUAACCUCUGUGAAGAAAUUGUCAUCAUUCUACUUUUCUUCUUUAAAUUUCUUUCUUUUCUUUUGCGCGCGAAGCUACUAAUUACCUUUAUCAUAAAUAGUUCCGAGUAAACAAUGCAUAUCAGGAUAUAUUCUUCGUUAAUCAAUGAAAAACAUGUCUGUUAAUUUUAUUACUUAAAAUUUGUGAUCCUUCGAAGAGUAAAAUGAUUAUAUCUUGCGAUGGCUGCGUUUCCAGAAAAUAAACGUGAAUCUAAUUGCGA
Messenger RNA from Odontomachus brunneus, 4857 nucleotides. RefSeq names its product pre-mRNA-processing factor 39 (gene Prp39). The record is from RefSeq and is a predicted model, not a curated record. Gene Ontology annotation, biological process: mRNA 5'-splice site recognition; RNA processing. The transcript is spliced from 13 exons. Gene Ontology annotation, molecular function: protein binding. Lineage: Eukaryota; Metazoa; Arthropoda; Insecta; Hymenoptera; Formicidae. Gene Ontology annotation, cellular component: U2-type prespliceosome; commitment complex; U1 snRNP. The coding region runs from base 92 to 3229 and encodes 1045 amino acids.